GAUCUAGUGACCACCCUUUUGAUCAUGAUCUUAACCGUCCAUCUUGGGAACUCGCACGUGCGAUGUCGCAGAAUAUAUGUCAGUGGAGAAUCGACUUUCUCUCUCCUCUAUGUUUGUUUGUUAGGUGAAGAAGAACCCCUCUUUCUCUCUCCUCUCGUUCCUCUGUGGCAGCUGUGGGCAGGAACGGAGACCCUCCAUCGCCUAAAAGACAAGAGCAGUCUCUCUUUAUAUACAUCUACUCUCUCGUCUCUUUUUCUCUCUCUUACCUUUGUCAAUGGCGGCUGUCAUCUUGUUAUUCGUGGCCCUUCUCACACAUAGAUCCGCCGCGGCUUCCUCCAUAUGCCCUCUUCAAUCACUUGAAGGCGCCUUUGUUUCCACCUCUGAUCAAUGCUCUGAUCUCCCCCUUUCCCGCCCUAAUGCAUCAGAGUUGGAUGGGAGAUCCUUGGACAGAGUCUUGAACAUAAAGCGGAGUAAUACAUAUGUAUCUGUACUCUUUUAUGCGGAUUGGUGUCCAUUCUCUCGCAAUGUGCGACCGACUUUUAAUAUUUUGGCUUCCAUGUUUCCCCAUAUCAGACAUGUGGCUAUCAGCGAGUCCACUGCUACACCCAGUGUCUUCUCAAGGUAUGGGGUGCACAGCCUCCCAACAAUUGUGAUAGCAAACAGGACGUCAAGGUUGCGGUACAAUGGACCCAAAGAUCUCAAUUCUUUGGUGCAGUUCUACAAGAAGACAACAGGUUUCGAGCCAGAGGAAUUUCUCGAAGUUAACCAUCCAACAAAUUUGGCUAGUGAGAAUCCCAUUCGAUUAUGGCAUUCUACCCCAAGAGAAUUAGUUAGAAGGGAACCUUACCUUGCUUUAGCGGUUAUAUUUCUAUUAUGCCGAGCAUUUCUUUAUAUCUUCCCAAAGUGUAUGUCUUGGCUCAGGAGUCUUUGGAUGCUGCACAUGGGGCACCUUAGCUUAGGGGUGUUUGGUGAGAGGAGCCUACUGGUCGAGAGGGCACUCCAUGUGUUCAACAUAAAGAGGGUUUGGAGCAGGCUGAGACUCUGCAAAACGAGGAACUUUGAGAAGGGGGCAAAGAAUGCGAGAGUAUGGGCAUCUUCCCUUGCUUCUGUCUCUAUAGGCGAAGCAUCUUCCACUAGAUCGAGUGCAUCUGCCCCUGAUUCAUGAGUUAUUCUCUUUGUGCUGACUUCGGCUCUUGUAUGGUUAUUAUGAGAGGCCGUUUGCAGUGGUAGCCAUGGGAGCUCAUCGAGAGGAUUGGGUUUCAGUUUAGGAUUAAAGGCCUCUUCCAGAUGUGAAAUAGGUAGGUGGAUGGAAUGGUGUGUGAGCAGAAGCAGCCCUAGAGUGGAGUAUAGUUUCUCUUCUUGGAACAUGGACAUGGCGUGGUGUUGCAACUUGGUAAGGUGUCAUUUUAUGCUUUAUGUGUCACUUUAGGGCACGCUUGACAACGGUCUUCUGGAAAACUACUUCAAUCCGGUUAUGGUGGUCCUUGAGGUUUGUUUCUUGAGACACUGAUAUGAUGGAAUACACCUUGCUUUAUAAACUAUUUAUAAUUUUGGUGAUUCUAGUAAAUGUCUCUUGUUUGAUUGAACC
Molecule: messenger RNA, 1588 nt
Organism: Amborella trichopoda
Lineage: Eukaryota; Viridiplantae; Streptophyta; Magnoliopsida; Amborellales; Amborellaceae
Gene: APRL7
Product: APR-like 7
Source: RefSeq, a predicted model, not a curated record